This is a messenger RNA of Sporothrix schenckii 1099-18, 693 nucleotides long. RefSeq lists its product as uncharacterized. NCBI's taxonomy places the organism in Eukaryota, Fungi, Ascomycota, Sordariomycetes, Ophiostomatales, Ophiostomataceae. The record is from RefSeq and is a predicted model, not a curated record. The transcript has a single exon. Gene Ontology annotation, cellular component: plasma membrane. The coding region runs from base 1 to 693 and encodes 230 amino acids.
AUGCGGCAGGCGCGACUAACAAUGCUCGCCGGGGCCGCCCUGUUGCUCCAAUGGGCAGGCGCCGUUGCAGGCGCAGCCUUGGCCACAGCCUCGUCUCUUUCCACCACAUCCACGUCCUCGAAAACAGCCACAACACCGACCACGACACCAUCACGCACCGUCUACGUCGCGUCCAAGGCGCCCACAACCGGCGCGGCCGCCGCCACGGGCCUCGUCCGCAACUAUGCCUACCAGGGCUGCUACCUCGAGAUUGCCGGCACCAACGGCACCGCCCCCGGCGCGCGCUCGCUCCAGGGCGACACGACCGACGAAGUCCUCCCCGGCGACAUGACCGUGGCCAAGUGCCUCGAGUACUGCGGCGGCGGCGGCAGCGGCACGGCCUACGCGUAUGCCGGGCUCGAGUUCUCGCGCGAGUGCUGGUGCGGCCAGGCGCUGUCGUCGCUGGCCACCAAGGAGGCCGAGGCGCAGUGCAAUCUGCCGUGCGACGGCGACGACAGCACGCUCUGCGGCGGCGAUUUGCGGUUGACGGUAGGCCAUGAUACUCUGCGUCUUGUUUUUGUCUCUGUUUUUGUCUCUGCUCGUGCUGACCAACCACAGCUGUACAUGCUCACAUCGCCGGCCACGCGGCCCCAGAUUGCGCUGGCGGCGAUGGCCGCCGUUGCUGGACUGGCGGCCGCCGUGCAACUUCUGUAA